This is a messenger RNA of Panicum virgatum (switchgrass), 981 nucleotides long. RefSeq lists its product as uncharacterized. NCBI's taxonomy places the organism in Eukaryota, Viridiplantae, Streptophyta, Magnoliopsida, Poales, Poaceae. The coding region runs from base 240 to 662 and encodes 140 amino acids. The transcript is spliced from 3 exons. Gene Ontology annotation, biological process: cell fate determination. The record is from RefSeq and is a predicted model, not a curated record.
AUGCUGACCCUGUCAUCCCUGUUCCGUGCCGCGCCUCCGUGCCUUCUUCUCGGCGCCCGCUCUGUCCCCGGCGGUCCGUGAAGCGGGGGAUUUCGGCGUGGUGGUUCCCUUGUUUGGAGCAUCGCACGAAGCUUGCCUCUACUCUUCGCGUCGGGUGCCUUGCCGGUGGGAAGCGUUGCUGUCGGAUAACUUCUACUACAGCUCGAUGGAAGCUACCAGUCGGCGAGCCAGUUAGUGCCAUGGCGAGACCACGAGCAGCGGCGGAGCUCCUCCGGCUCCUCUUCCUCCUCGCCCUCGCCGCCGCCGCCGCCGCCGCCGCGGCGGCGGCCACAGCGGGCGCGCCGGCGGCGGCGGCGGGGUGCCGGCGCGGGGAGCUGGUGGUGCGGCAGCGCGCGACGGGGCGGACGGUGGAGGGGAAGCCCGAGUACGCGGUGGAGGUGCGGAACGCGUGCCGGUGCGCGCAGUCGCGGGUGGUGGUGCGCUGCUACGGGCUGAGCAGCGUGGAGGCCGUGGACCCGCGGGCCAUCCGCGCCGUCGACGGCGAGCGCUGCCUGCUCCGCGGCGGCCGCGCGCUGGCGCCCCGCGGCGGCGCCGUGCGCUUCACCUACGCGUGGAUGACGCCGCAGGACUUCCCGCUCGUCAGCUCCACGCCGCACUGCUAGUAGUAGUGCUAGCCUGCUACGGAGUAGCUAGCUGCGUACCCAUCUCAUCCUCAUCUGGAUGCAUGGGCUCCUCCGAUGAUCCCAUUGUUUCCCUACUGAUUCAGCAAGCAAGAUUAGCUGAUGAUAGAUCGAUGGAUCGAUCGAUCGAGUUGCAAGUGUAAUUAAUUAAACGAGCUUGAUUAGUUGGAUAGGUUCAUUUGUGGCAAGCUUUGUUUAGGCUUGGAGAGUGAUUUGGUUUUAUUUGUGGCUCGGUUCGUACUGAUGCCUGUUAACCUUGCGUUAUAAGUGUGCUUUUUUUUGUGCUAUCCCUGGAUCAUAA